Rubroshorea leprosula is the source of this 1497-nucleotide messenger RNA. The record is from the annotation of a GenBank genome assembly. Lineage: Eukaryota; Viridiplantae; Streptophyta; Magnoliopsida; Malvales; Dipterocarpaceae.
AGAUGAUGUGCCUGUUCACAUUGUAAAUGUGUAUUCUCCUUGUAACAUGACUAGCAAAAGGGCUCUGUGGCAAGAGUUAAAAUUGCUAGUGUUAGGCACUAAAGGCAAUUGGUGUUUAGUAGGCGAUUUCAAUGCAGUCAAGAGUAGACAAGAAAGAGGAGAGGGCAAAGGGUCCUUAACAGAAAUGAGAGAAUUUGAGGAUUUUAUCAGAGACUCGAAUCUUGUUGAUUUGGCUUUGCGUGGUAGAAGAUAUACUUGGUAUCAAGUAAAUGGGGCAUCCAUGAGCAGGAUUGAUCGAUUCUUACUAUCAGAGGAUUGGCUAUUGAAUUUGAGUGAUUGCAAAGAGUGGGGAUUAGGUCGCUCCAUAUCAGAUCAUUGUCCUAUCAUUCUAAAGAACAUCUCAGUGGAUUGGGGACCAAGGCCAUUCAAAUGGUUUGAUACAUGGCUGGACACACCAAGUUUGAGGGACGAAAUCAAAAAGGUAUGGAAUUCAACAAAGGUAUCUAGAUGGAAGAGAUACUAUUUGAAGGAAAAACUUAAAGCUGUCAAGAGAAUUAGGAAGAAGGAGAUAUGUUGUUUGCAUAUGGAUGGACAAUUGGUGGAUGAUGUACAGACGUUAAGACAGAAGUUUGUAGAGCACUACACAAGUUAUUUCAAGGAUGAGGAGUGGAGAAGACCAACAUUGGAUGGAAUAAAUUUUAACUGGCUUUCCCCAGAUUCUGCUACCAUGUUAGUUGACAAUUUUAUUGAAGAAGUAGUUAAGAAGACAGUUUGGGACUCCAGAGUUACAAAGGAAUUUCAUGAGAAUGGCAAGCUAGUCAGAGGAUUGAAUGAAUCUUUCAUUGUUCUCAUCCCUAAGAAGGAAAAGCCAUUAGAGUUGGAGGAUUUCAAACCCAUUUUCUUGAUUGGCGCUAUACAACUCAUGGAUGGUGUAGUGGUUGCAAAUGAGGUUAUAGAUGAAGUACACAGGAAAAGAAAGAGUAUCUUUAUAUUCAAGAUUGAUUUUGAAAAGGCUUAUGACAAAGUCAGUUGGAAAUUCCUAGAUUACAUGUUAGAACGUAUGGGAUUUGAUUCCAAGUGGCGAGAUAACAUGAUUUUAUUUGGAUAUGCUACAGAGGACAAUAUAUGGGUUGUGAAGUGUAUCAUAAGAAUUUUUGAGCUUGUUUCUGGACUUAAGAUCAACUAUGUGAAAAUCCAGUUGAUGGGAGUGCAUGUGGUUGAAGAAUGCCUAUCAAGAGCUGCUGCAAUUUUAAAUUGCAAGCUGAGAGUUAUGCCUUUCAAGUAUUUAGGGGUCCCUAUUGGGGACAACCCAAGAAGAUUGAAAAUCUAGCAACCGUUGGUGGAAAAUUUCAAGAAGAACUUGUCACAAUGGAAGGGGAGAUUCGUAUCUAUAGGAGGCCGAAUUACUCUGAUCAAUGCUGUGUUGUCAAGCCUACCAGUAUUUUUUAUGAGUAUGUUUCUCAUUCUGAAAUGGGUGAUUAAAAAAUUAGACUCCGU